AUGGCGAUCGAAUUCUCCAUAACCUCUUUGACGUGGUCGAAUGUUUUAGGCAUCUUUGCGUCAGCAGCGUUGUUAUACUAUAUCUUCUCAGUGAUCUAUACCUGGAGCUGUCUUCGAAAAGUUCCUGGCCCCUUCUUCGCCGCAUUCUCAUACCUGUGGGCACUAUCUACCGUCACUGCCGGCCAAGAACCAUGGAUCUAUACUGCUCUGGCCAAAAAGUACGGCCAUCUCAUAAGAGUUGGCCCUCGCCUUCUUCUCACCGACGACCCUGACGUCCUGAGGAAAAUGUCCGGGGUGCGAAGCGCCUACGGCAAAGACGAUUUCUACACAGGUGCGAUCAGGCAUCCUGAUUACCUCACUAUGUUUUCAACGCUAGAUAUACCAAUGCAUGAUGCUAUCAAAGCGAACCUGGCAAGCCCCUAUGGGGGUCGUGAGACUUUGGCUAUGGAGCCGAUCGUGGAUGACAUGGUCAACGCGUUCCUUCGGAAUAUUCGAAACAAGACAUCUAAGAGCUCUGACCUGUCAACUGUCAUCAACUUUGUUGACGUAGUUAGCUACUUUACCUUGGACACGAUCACUCGCAUUGCAUUUGGGAAGGCAAUGGGAUUUCUGGAGACCGAUUCUGACGUCGGAGGUUUGUUUGCCGCGAGCCGUUUAGCUUUGAAGACCUACACGAUCCCGUUGGCCACACCUUGGCUGCGCAGAAUCACCCUCUCCAAGUGGUUCCUCAAGACUCUGGGUCCAAAACCGACCGACAAGAAAGGCUUCGGUGUUAUCCUGGGAGCGGCUGAGCAAGCUGUCAAGGAGCGCUACAAGCCGGGGGCUCCUGAUGAGAAAGACUUGCUGGGUGCCUUCAUCCGGCACGGUCUUCCAGAGGGUCCCUGCCUGAGCGAAAUAUUGUUCUCCAUCACUGCCGGCUCGGACACAACAGCAUCCACUGCGGUUAUUUCCGAGGCCAUCAGCAAAGGGAUUAUCUCCAGCCCAAUCAAGCAGGAAGAGGCAAAGGCAAUUCCCUAUCUCCAGGCUGUCAUCUACGAGGGCCUUCGUAUGCGUCCUCCCGUCCCAGCAAUGUUUCCCAAAGUCGUACCUCCUCAAGGUGACGAGAUCGACGGGAAGUUUAUCCCCGGUGGUACCUCCAUAGGUUGGAAUUUGAUACCUAUGAUGCGAUCACCUCGCUAUUGGGGCCAUGAUCCGGACAUCUUCCGGCCCGAAAGGUUUAUGGAGGCGGAUAAUAAGGCUCGAAUGUUGAUGGAACGUAACGUCGAGAUGGUUUUUGGUUAUGGCAGAUACGGUUGCGCUGGAAAGCCCUUGGCUUUUAUGGAACUAAACAAGAUUUAUUUCGAGCUUUUCCGAAACUUCGAUUUUCAUAGCAAAGUACCGACGUACCGCGUUGGCCCCUCCGCAGUCGGAAGAGCGCGCAUCAUGCUGGACAGGGGUUGGAAUUUCAAGAUCUGCGACCGAGACUCUGGAGCACACGGCACACGCACACAGACCUCCCGACAGAAACCCCAGAUCACAGGGAAGACCGUCUGUCCAAGGAGCACCAUGGCAACCCAGCUUCCCGAUCCCACAGAAGACCUCGACUGGUCAGGCUUUGUCGGCCCCAUCCACGAGCGCUUCAGGGCCUCCGCCGAGGCUCACCCAGACAGGACAUGCAUCGUUGAGACCAAGACGGCCACCACUCCCGAGAGGGUCUUUACGUAUCGUCAGAUUUAUGAGGCGUCCAAUGCCCUCGCCCACUACCUGCACGAUGCGGGCGUCACAAAUGGAGAUGUGGUCAUGAUCUGGGCCCAUCGGUCGGUGGAUUUGGUCGUCUGCAUCAUGGGAACCUUGACCCGGCAUAUCCUCCAGCCCGGCAACAGAAUCGGCCGGGCAACAGACGAGAACGGGCCAUUGGCUCCUCUCGUCCAAAGCUACAUCGACGAGUCGCUUCAGCUUAAGGCCGAAGUGCCUGAACUUCGCCUCCGUGAUGAUGGCUAUCUCUUCGGCGGUGAGGUCGACGGUCAGGAUGUCUUCCAGAGCGCAAGGGAGAAGGCUUCAUCACCACCCGAUGUUCUUGUGGGGCCAGACUCGAACCCUACGCUGUCCUUCACGUCAGGAAGCGAGGGGCGGCCCAAGGGUGUACUUGGUCGUCAUUACAGUCUGACGAGGUACUACGGCUGGAUGGCCGAGCGUUUCAACCUAUCAUCCGAGAGUAAAUUUACCAUGCUGUCUGGAAUUGCUCAUGACCCUAUCCAGAGAGAUAUCUUUACACCACUCUUCCUUGGAGCGCAACUGCUGGUUCCAGCGAAGGAGGAUAUCCAGCACGAGAAAUUGGCUGAAUGGAUGAGCGAGCACAAGCCGACAGUCAGUCAUUUGACCCCGGCUAUGGGUCAGAUCCUGGUCGGCGGUGCCACGGCGCAAUUCCCUAGCCUCCAAAAUGUCUUCUUUGUCGGCGACGUUCUGACAACAAGAGAUUGUCGAGUUCUCAGGCGACUUGCGGUCAACGCAAACAUCAUCAAUAUGUACGGAACGACCGAGACGCAGCGAGCUGUCAGUUAUUACGAGAUUCCAAGCGCGACGAGGGACCCUGAUUACCUGAACAAGCUCAAGGACACCGUCCCUGCUGGAAAGGGUAUGCAGAAUGUCCAGCUAUUGGUGGUGAGCCGAGAGGACAAGACAAAGAUGUGCAAGGUUGGCGAAGUGGGCGAGAUUUAUUGCCGUGCUGCAGGUCUGGCCGAGGGCUACCUCGGAGACGAGCAAAAGAACGCCGAGAAGUUCCUCUCAAAUUGGUUCGUCGACAACCAGAAGUGGGUAGAGCUUGACGCAAAGAACAGCAAGAACGAGCCGUGGCGCAAGUACUACAAAGGCCCUCGAGACAGGCUCUACCGAACCGGUGAUCUUGGACGGUACUUGGAAACCGGAGACGUCGAGUGCACAGGACGGGCCGAUGACCAGGUCAAGAUUCGUGGUUUCCGUAUUGAGCUGAACGACAUCGACAGCAACCUGAGCCAGCACCCACUGAUCCGAGACUGCAAGACACUCGUGCGAAGAGAUCGAAACGAGGAACCCUCACUGGUCAGCUACAUCGUACCCGAGGCCAAAGAAUGGGAGCGCUGGCUUUCGUCUAACAAGUAUGAGGAUGUCGAAGACGAGGGUGUUGAGAUGGGAACUGUGAGAGUCUAUCUGAAGAAGUACAGACGGAUGCAGACCGAGGUGCGAGACCACCUGAAGUCCCGUCUGCCGGUCUACGCCGUGCCAACCAUCUACAUUGUGCUCAACAAGCUGCCUUUGAACCCCAAUGGCAAGGUGGAUAAGCCUAACCUGCCUUUCCCUGAUGUGGCUGAACGCACAGAAGAGGCGUCAGAAGAGGACCUGAAGAACUGGGAGUCCCUGUCGGAGACAGAACGAGCAGUUGCCCAGAAGUGGGCUGAGCUCGUCCGUGGUCUGAACCCAAAGACCAUCAAACAGGAUCAGAGCUUCUUCGAUCUCGGUGGACACAGUUUGCUGGCCCAGCAGCUCCUUUUGAUGACUCGCAAGGAAUUUGGUGUCGAUAUUUCUAUCAAUCUGCUCUACGAAUUUCCAACUCUGGCUGGCUUUAGCGGUCAGAUUGAGAAGGUGAAGGGUGGCGCUGGCGUGGACGUCGAGGAAGGCGACCCCGAGUACGCCAAAUCAUACGACGAGCUGGUUGAGAUCCUGUCCGAUAAGUAUCAGUCCGCAGACACCGAGGCUGCAGGGGACGCCGAGAACUUGACAGUCUUCUUGACAGGAGCGACAGGAUUCUUGGGUGCCUAUCUUAUCAAUGAGAUCCUCGAGCGACCAAAGCCCAACAUCAAGUUGAUCGCUCAUGUGCGAGGCGCCAAGAACCCUGCUGCGGCGUUGGAGCGGCUGCAACGCUCACUGCGCGGAAACGGGGUAUGGAAAGAUGAGUGGAGCUCGAGAUUGAGCUGUGUCGUGGGAGACCUGUCCCAACCACAGCUCGGCAUCGACAUUCUCACAUGGAAGAGGCUGAGCAAAGAAGUGGACGUGGUUAUACACAACGGUGCUUCAGUUCACUGGGUCAAGCGAUACCACGAGAUGAUGCCACCGAACGUCCUCUCCACCAUUGACGCCAUGAGGCUCUGCAACGAAGGCAAGCCCAAGCGAUUCUCAUUCGUCAGCUCCACUGCCGUCCUGGACUCGGACCAUUACAUCAAGCUCUCCGAAGACUUGACCAGAACAGGACAAGGCUCGAUCACAGAAGAAGACGAUAUGCUAGGCAGCCGGACCGGCCUCGGCACGGGCUACGGCCAGACCAAGUGGGUGUCCGAGCAACUGAUCCGCGAGGCGGGCAAGCGCGGACUGCGAGGCACCAUCAUCCGACCAGGCUACAUCUUGGGUGACGCGGAGACUGGUGUUUGCAAUGUCGACGACUUCAUGAUCCGCAUGCUGAAGGGCUGCAUCCAGUUGCAGAGCCGGCCGCGGAUCAUCAACACGGUCAACGCCGUGCCCGUCAAGCACGUGGCGCGGGUGGUGGUGGCCGGCGCGUUGAACCCCAUCCCCGGCGGCGUGCACGUGGCACAGGUGACGGCGCACCCGCGGCUGCGGAUGAACGAGUACCUGUCGAUCCUGGAGUUCUACGGCUACAAGACGCCCGAAGUGUCGUAUGACGCGUGGAAGGAUGACCUGGAGCGAUUCGUGUCGGCAGGUCCGAUCGAGAAGGACCAGGAGCAGCACGCGCUGAUGCCGCUGUUCCACUUCUGCAUGAACGAUCUGCCGGCCAACACGCGCGCGCCCGAGCUGGACGACCGCAACGCCGUCGCCGUGCUCAAGGCUGACGCUGACCGGUACACGGGUGUCGACGAGAGCAUGGGAUACGGCGUGUCGAGGGAGGAUGUCGGGCGAUACCUCAAGUAUCUCGCCGAGAUCAAGUAUAUCAGCCUCCCGUCCGAGAGGGGCCGGCCGCUGCCUGAGAUCAAGGCGGACAUUGCGAGCGCGAAGGCUGCUGGUGGACGUGGUGGAGCCUCCUAUGCUCCUCCGCCGGAUCUCGCGAUGAACAACCGCGUCGGAACCUUGCCGGCGACAGCGACAGCCGGACAGGAGCCCACUGCUGCCGCCGCUGCUGCUGCAGCACUGCCAUCAUCAUUCGCCCUGGGCAUGGAUGUCGGCGGCGGCGAUAUCCAGUCUGCGACGUAUGGGCAGCAGCCGCAGCAGCAGCAGCACCAGUCGGUGCCUUUUUGGGACCAUGCUGCGCCGGCUGCGAGGCGCCGUCGCUCCGGGGCGCCUCGCGAGGGCUGCACCAUGUGUAGGCUGCGUAAGGUGAAGUGCUCUGGCAAGCCGGCGAAGAACGGCCCUUGCGCCAACUGCUCGAGGCUGGAGCUUGAAUGCAGCUUUAUGGAUGCCGAGCAAGGCAAGGUGUCUCGGGUGGCACCAUCAAGAGACCGCACAGAGGCCGGGACGGCCAGGAAACGCGCUCAGAAGGCCUGCAAGGAGUGUCAUCUCCACAAAACAAAGUGUUCUGGAGAUCUUCCACGGUGUAAGCGGUGCGAGGCAAAUGACUUGGCGUGCGAGUAUGUGGCUUCGAGGAGAAAGUUCUCCCAUGCACCUACUAUCCAGUCGACGUCUCAGAGCACCCAGAGCGCCCACAGCGCCCAGAGCGACAACCAGGAAGUCGAGACUAGGCUAAGUUUGCCGGACAUCAAGACCGACGCAAAACCACUGAUAUCACCUCUGUGGGCGCCGAUGCCCUGCAUGGGUAUCAUGCAGCGGGACUGUACCUAUCUCGAGAUCGAUGAACGACGGCUCCACCCUAUCGUGGCCGCGGCUGUCUGUGCCAUGACGUCCCGUGUCGUCCAACCGGGCGAGGAGAAGCAUAUUCCGUUCGCGGACAGGUGUGCAGACCAGGUUGACUUCUACCUGUUCCGCACUAUCGACUCGUUCCUCCGCAAAAACGCCCACGAAAACCUGAUCAUCCUGGUCUGCGCCAUCUGCCACUUCUGGCACGAGAAUCAGAUGAGCAAGGUCUGGAUGUACAUGGGGCUCGCCGCACGCCUCAUCACGGCCCUGCAGCUGAACUGGGAUGGCGCAGGUGAGUCCGUUAUCAAGCAGGAGACUAAUCGCCGGCUGGUCUGGGUAUGCUACCUGCUAGAUCGUUUGUUGGCAGGCGGCUUCGACGAGCAUCUUGUACUUCGGGACGACGACAUGCACCUCAAAUUACCUGUCAGCAACGAGGUAUUAUUUGAAGCCGUGCAAUCGGCAGAAGCAUCUGGGCAACCUGCCGCUUCGGCCGGUUUCGUAGGCACGAGAAGUACCUCAAAAGUAUUGUCCCUGGACGGCUAUCACCUCAGGCUACAUAGACUCAGGCAUCACAUUUUGGGUGUUACGAAACGGCUCACAAGCCCACCGACUCCGCAUCCUCGCAGACCGCGGCUAGAGGCAUCCCAGGUCAUCAAGCUGGUCAACGGCCUUCAGAAUCAACUCAUAAGCUUCAACCAAUCCAUAUCCGAGGAUCUGAAAUUAAACGACGCCAACACCAACCGAUUCCUUAACUCUCCAGACGGUCCAAGCUUUAUCAUGCUGCAUUCUCUUUUCUGGCUCCUCCACGUCGACCUGUACCGCUUCACUAUCCCAGGCAUCCGUGAAGAAGCCAACCCGGAGUUGAUACGGCAACUACCCAGAGACUUUGUUCUCAAGUCACAGAGACAAGCAGUCGGCUACGCCGUCAGCCUCGCCCGGUUCUGGCGGUCCCUGCAAGGCAUCGUGGCCAAGAGACCCCCGGGGGACGGGACUGAGAGACUCCUCACGGUGGACCAGAUGUUUGCCAUUUACGUCAUCCAACCGACUAAGAUACUGCUAGCUGCAAGGCAACAUCACCUCUUCGACGAUUUGGAGGACAGCACUGCGCCCCUUGUGCGGCAGGAACCGGUCGACGAUGCGGCCUUAGCGGCUCUCGUCGAGUCCAACUUACAACUAAUCCCACCCUUCGCUCGCUUCUUCCCUCGUAUUAUGGAUAUAACGCAAGAUCUCCGCGAGGCGGUCGCCAACUUUACACAUGACACUCGUUACGAUCAGCCGGCGACUAUAGGUGCGCCCGCUGUCAAGCCGCCCGAGAACAUCAGACUGCCCGGACCCCACUACGUCCUCGAGAACGCGCUUGUGCAGCGAGUUACCGAUCAGGACGACAGGGACAGGGAAAGACAGAGGAACAUGUCAGCCGCAGACCUCUGGUUCCGGUCCAAGAAGAGGUCCAGGGAAGAAAGCCCGGUGACGCCGCCAAUUAGGACCCAGGAAGAAGCUCCCUUACCUGUCAACGGUGCCCCCGAGAUCCCUAUCUGGCUGGCAGAGGCACGUGGCUGCGACCCGCUGCCGGACACGCCCCCGCAGGACAGCAAUAGUGAUGCCCAGGCCUGGAUGGCCUCUCAAUCCGGGGUGGGCCUAGGCCUCAGCAACGCCUAUCUCUUCGACGGGUCCUGGCCUGUUCCGCAGCAAAGCGAGUUUGACAUGAUGAUGAGCCACCCAUAUGGGCACUCGGGCACGACGACGCUGCUGUAUGAGCGGGCGAGGGGCAGCGCGAGCACUGCUAUACCCCCAGUCAUGCAUGGCGGGCCCGAGAAGAGCGGGUAUUAUGACAGGGCGGUUAGUACACACGCGGUUGGUACACACCUACCCUAUCCACAGCAUUUCAACGAUUUUGUUGGCAAUUGA
This is a messenger RNA of Diaporthe amygdali, 7662 nucleotides long. RefSeq lists its product as uncharacterized. The transcript is spliced from 16 exons. The record is from RefSeq and is a predicted model, not a curated record. Gene Ontology annotation, molecular function: heme binding; DNA-binding transcription factor activity, RNA polymerase II-specific; DNA binding. Lineage: Eukaryota; Fungi; Ascomycota; Sordariomycetes; Diaporthales; Diaporthaceae. Gene Ontology annotation, biological process: L-lysine biosynthetic process; regulation of DNA-templated transcription; DNA-templated transcription. Bases 1 to 7662 code for a protein of 2553 amino acids.